Molecule: messenger RNA, 34178 nt
Organism: Pelobates cultripes (western spadefoot toad)
Lineage: Eukaryota; Metazoa; Chordata; Amphibia; Anura; Pelobatidae
Source: the annotation of a GenBank genome assembly
CAUUGUUAUAUAAGCAGACAGUGCGAUGUUCAGGCUCACUGGGAGGGAACUGCCGGCAGCUGAUGAUCCGGUGACACUGACUCAGGAUGGAGCUCCUGCUCCUGUCCCCCCAGCCGGCCCCCGGGUACCUGCAGUUCCUAGCGGGGCUGCUGUCCACCCGUGGGGCCCCCGGGUACUUGCUGCUCCUGGCCGGGCUCCUGUGCCCCAUGCCGGUCCUCUCUCACCCGCAGUGCCUGGAUUUCAAGCCCCCGUUCCGCCCGGUCCAGGAGCUCACUUUCUGCGUUCAGUACAAGGACUUCGGCUGCUGCGACUCAGCCCGAGACUCCGAGCUCAUGAGCGCCUUCUACCGGGUGCUGGGAAACCUCGACCGAGCAGGCUAUGAGCGCUGUGCUGCCCAUGUGCAGGACAUUCUGUGCCAGGUGAGUGGGCAGUGCCCAGGGGGCCAGGGAAAUCACUGAGGGGCAUGGCAACCAGAACCAUGGGGACCAGGGAAACCACUGAGGGACUGGCAACUAGAACCAUGGGCAUGGCAACUAGAACCAUGGGGACCAGGGAAACCACUGAGGGACUGGCAACUAGAACCAUGGGCAUGGCAACUAGAACCAUGGGGACCAGGGAAACAACUGAGGGACAUGGCAACUAGAACCAUGGGCAUGGCAACUAGAACCAUGGGGACCAGGGAAACCACUGAGGGACAUGGCAACUAGAACCAUGGGCAUGGCAACCAGAACCAUGGGGACCAGGGAAACCACAUGGCAACUAGCAUGGGCAUGGCCAGAACCAUGGGGACCAGGGAAACCACUGAGGGACUGGCAACUAGAACCAUGGGCAUGGCAACUAGAACCAUGGGGACCAGGGAAACAACUGAGGGACAUGGCAACUAGAACCAUGGGCAUGGCAACUAGAACCAUGGGGACCAGGGAAACCACUGAGGGACAUGGCAACUAGAACCAUGGGCAUGGCAACCAGAACCAUGGGGACCAGGGAAACCACUGAGGGACUGGCAACUAGAACCAUGGGCAUGGCAACUAGAACCAUGGGGACCAGGGAAACAACUGAGGGACAUGGCAACUAGAACCAUGGGCAUGGCAACUAGAACCAUGGGGACCAGGUAAACCACUGAGGGACAUGGCAACUAGAACCAUGGGCAUGGCAACCAGAACCAUGGGGACCAGGGAAACCACUGAGGGACAUGGCAACUAGAACCAUGGGCAUGGCAACCAGAACCAUGGGGUCCAGGGAAACCACUGAGGGACAUGGCAACUAGAACCAUGGGCAUGGCAACUAGAACCAUGGGGACCAGGGAAACCACUGAGGGACAUGGCAACCAGAACCAUGGGGACCAUGGAAACCACUGAGGAACAUGGCAACCAGAACCAUGGGGACCUGGGAAACCACUGAGGUACAUGGCAACUAGAACCAUGGGGACCAGGGAAACCACUGAGGGACAUGGAAACCAGAACCAUGGUGACCAGGCUAACCACUGAGGGACAUGGCAGCUAGAACUCAUGGGGACCAGGGAAACUACUGAUGGGCAUGUCAACCAGAACCAUGGACAUGACAACCAACACUCUGGGGACCAAUGGGCAGCACCAAGUGGACCUGUGAAAAACACCCAGGGGACCAGUGGGACAUGGCAAACAGCAGCAAGGGGACCAGUGGGACAUGGCAAACAGCACCCAGGGGACAAGUAGGGCAUGGCAAACAGCACCCAGGGGACCAGUGGGGCAUGACAAACAGCACCCAGGGGACAAGUAGGGCAUGGCAAACAGCACCCAGGGGACCAGUAGGGCAUGACAAACAGCACCCAGGGGACAAGUAGGGCAUGGCAAACAGCACCCAGGAGACCAGUAGGGCAUGACAAACAGCACCCAGGGGACCAGUGGGGCAUGGCAAACAGCACCCAUUGGGACCAGUGGAGAUCACCUUGGGGAAUGUUACACAGCUCUCAGGGUAUUAGUAGAUAAAACCUAGAAGCAUGGUAAACAUCAGCCAAGAGACUUGUGGUUAGCACACAGUGCAUGGUAAACAGAACCCAAGGGACCAAUGGGUAGCACUCAGUGCAUAGUAUACAGCACCCAGGAGACCAGUGAAAAAUACUCAAAGGCAUGGAAAAGAGCACCUAGGGGGACCAGUGGGCACCAAGAUAUAUAGCAAAUUUCACCAAGGGGGCCAGUGAAACACACUCAGUGGCAUGGAAAACAGUACCCAGGGGACUAGUGGGCAGCACCCUGCACAUGUCCAUUAGAACUCAGGGUACAUGGGCAAAAUACUUGAACAUUAAAAACAGCAUCUAUGGGAUCAGUGUGCACCAUCCAGGGAGACAGAUGGAUAAGAUUUAGGUGAUUAGUGGACAGAUUAUAGAGGACCAGUCGAAAGGGUCUAAAGGAUCAGUUGGCAGACCCAAAGUGACUGUCCCUAUCCACAGUGUUUGCCAGACCUUUAUUUUUUAAUGCCAUUUAUGAUUUCUGAAUUCUAACUGUAGGACUUGUGGAGCUUGCUGUCAGAAUAUGACUCAUUCUCAAAAUGAACACAUGCACAAUCAUUUGGUUAGUUCGUCAAUGCCAACUGUGAGACCCAGGUUUGAAUCCAGACCACCUCCCCAGUGGGCAAGACACCUAAUGAUAUAUUUCUUCCUACGUUGAGUCCUCACAGUUUGCAAACUUGUUUGAGCAGGGCUUUUAUCACUCCUAAAUAUUCCCUUUGUAUAAUUGUAAAGUUCUGCCCAAUGUAUUAGCAGAAUAACAAUGUUAAUAAUUGUGCCAGUCUCAAAAUUUUUAUUCUGUUUACCCUGUGAUCAUGGCAUGUUUAAAAAUGUUAGCGCAUGUUUUACUGGUUUUUAUGGCAUCUUCUUAAUACUGUUACUAUUUGGGGCUAGGUGGCCUAAUUGAGGGGGGCAACAUCUCAAACUAAAAUCUACAACACUAGAGAUCUAUGACUAGUCUAUGACUUCCUAGGGCAAAGCUUCCAAUACUAAAGUGGUUUCAUACUGGGAUGCCUUAGUUCAAAUUUUCAGAUGAUAUUUUUUUUAAUUGCAAGUUGGUGGUCAUAGGUCACAUCUGGUCCAUAAAACUUCUCACUGGCAAAACAAUUUGUGUAUUUGAUUUUUCCCCCCUGUGUUUCCCUCCUAGGAGUGUUCUCCUUACGCUGCACAUCUCUUUGAUGCAGAGGACCCCUCUACUCCAGUUCGAACGAUUGCUGGCCUCUGUAUGGAUUACUGUGUGGAUGUCUGGCAGAAGUGCAGGUCUAUUUUUCAAUACAUGACGUCAGACAAGGAAUUAUUAGCACUGGAAAGCAACAUGGCGAAAUUCUGCCGCCAGCUGGCUCUCGAUGACUCAGACUACUGUUUCCCUCACUUGUUGGUCAACACAAACCUUAACAAAAAUCUGGGACGGGUCAUAGCUGACUCAGAGGGCUGUCUACAGCUAUGCCUCGAGGAAGUAGCUAAUAGUCUUCGGAAUCCAGUUGCCAUGGUACACGCCAAUGAUGGAACACACAGAUUUUUUGUAGCAGAACAAGUGGGUUUAGUUUGGACCUAUCUCCCUGACAAAUCUAGACUGGAAAAGCCCUUUUUAAACAUCUCCAAAGCCGUGCUUACCUCACCUUGGGAAGGAGAUGAGCGAGGAUUCCUUGGAAUUGUUUUCCACCCAAACUUUAAACAUAAUGGCAAAGUCUAUGUUUACUAUUCAGUGGAAAUUGGCUUUGAUGAAAUUAUCCGAAUCAGCGAGUUCAGAGUUUCCUCACAUGACAUGAAUACAGUAGACCACAGCUCAGAAAGGUAGUAGUGCCAAAAUACUUCUCAUCUCUGCCAAGCAACUCCAUAAAAUAUUAACAAGGCCCUGGUACUUUGGGCAUGAAGCCACUUGUCACAGGAAAAACAAAAGCCUUCUUUGAAAACAAACUGAUAUUGACUGUUUUUUUUUUUCCUGUUUCCAACUCUUAUUUGGAAAUGGAGUCAGAUAUUCGGCUGUUACUGCUUGGAUUUGCUAUUUGUGGAGUUGCACAUAUGUGUCAAAAUUCAACAAAUGGUGCCAUGAUUUCACAAUCCUUUUAAUGAGUCACUGGCAGUAUAUUUGGUCUCAACAACAAAGAGACUAAAUUGGAAUUGAGGAGUCUUUUUUUUUUUUUUUUUGCAGUUCGCAACUAUUGAUCGUUGCAUCACAAACCUCUCGAAAAUCCACAAAUGAAAUAAAUAAAAAAAUAAACCAGCCUUAGUUUACAGCGUUACUCCAUCCAAAAACAGUGUUUUAAACAAACGCUGUUUUUGGAUGGAGCAUGCAUUUCUAGCACGCCUCAACUCCUUUAAAAACAAACAAAAAAACUAACAGAGAUAGAAAAAUAAAAUUACAUUAGGUCUCAUGUCAAGGCCACGUUCUUCCUGCAGCCCAAUUUUCUCCAGUGAUAUCACUCCCUUUUACUGCAGUUGUAAGGGUGUCCCAGAAGAUGGGUUGAGGAAGCUAUGCCACCUCAGCAGCAUUGAGGGGGCUAUGCCACCAAUGAUCAUCUGUUGCAGCAUGCCUUGCUUGCCGAUGAUGGACACAAACUAUGAUUUAACAUUAGCCAGUCCAGAACUCUUGUUCUGGGCUGUAAAUGACACCGCUGCAGGUGCUAUAUCUACGUAUUUGUAGCUUUUCAUAAUGAAACAUUACACAGAGACUUAACGCACAAGCCAAGCUAGCUGAAUUGGGUAAAAAGUUGUUAAAUUGGAGAAUUUUUCCAGUUUUGGCCUUGGUUUUUCAAUUUCCUUGCAAAUUCACCACAAUUCACAGUUUCAGGGAGAAUUAUCAGGAAGUAAAAUAGAUCUCAAAUUUAAGGUCAAAAGAGCCAAAUUUGAAUGCCUUUUCCAAAAUGGACAUCUCAAUGCAGUGCCCUUCCUGGGUGACCAAUGUACAGUCCUGGUGAAUAGCUUUUGCAUGGGGAAAAAUGCCAUACUUGCUUGCCUAGUUUCUUGUCUCUGGUGUGUCCCCAUAAAUGGGUAAAUCUCCGCUCAGGUCUCAAAAUGGUUUUUGCUCACUUGUGCCAUUACAGAGUGGACCUAUACCAUUUGCAGACUGAUCCCACCUGCAAGGGCCGUCCAGAUUUAAAAUACCAGCUGGAGAACUCACUGGACACCUACUGAAGGGCGAGAUAUUUGAGCAUUUGUCCAUUCUCAGUAUUCUCUUGCACACUGUUUUUUUUGCUCUCCAUAAGGUAAACGCAUAAUCCAGACGUAGACCCCUAGUUCAAUGUGUAGACUAUUCCUCGCUGAUGAGGCCUAACAAGGCUAAAACAAUUGUCUGGGAUUACUGUAUCUCUCUACAGCAAUUCGGUUCUGAACUGUCCUUAUGGGUGGGAUCAGUCUGAUAUGCUAAUAGACUAGGUUCUCUUUGUAAUGGCACAAGAUGAGCUAAAACCAGCUUGAAAACCGAGUGGGGAUUCACUGAAAGGCAAGCUAGUUGAGUUCUCUUAUACCUGAGCUCGCUGUUGGGCAGGCAAGACAAAUGCUUGGUGCGAUCAUUGGCCAAAAUAUAUGCUCCUGGUGUCAUUAACCUCUUCACUAUCAAGACAUAUGCAAAAAUGAUUACCAGAAGGACUUCGUAUACAAUGGUUUGAGAUGUAUAGAUGCAUACACCUGUUUCUUGAGUGCUUGAGUAUACACAUUAUUUGGAGUGAAUGGGUUAAUCUAAUUAUAUAUGUUCCAGUAUUUGUAAUUUCAUUUUUGUUGAAUUACUUAUUUUACUUUUCUAUUUCUCUAAUUAAGGAUAAUUCUGGAAGUCGAAGAACCGGCCUCCAAUCACAACGGCGGAGAACUGCUUUUUGGGUUUGACGGCUAUCUCUAUAUAUUUAUCGGUGACGGAGGAAUGGCUGGAGACCCCUUUGGGAAGUUUGGAAAUGCUCAAAACAAGUAAGGACUCAUUCAGCCUUAUGUAUGAAUGAGCAGGUCCCUGCUUGCUACAUUUAAAUCAAUACUUGUCAUAUAUUGAAACUACACUUUUCAUGUGUUAGCCCUCUGGGCACCAGAGUUAAAAGAAUCUCAUUGAAUCCUUUUACAAAUUAAUAUUUUUAUAACCCCUUGUUACUCAGAUGCUUAACUUAAACAUAAUGUUAACAUAAACUUUAUUGUGCAACGUUACUUUUCUUCGGACAUUGCCAUAAAGUCACCUUAAAUUCCAAAACAUUGCAGAUGUAGAUCUUUUGCUGAAACAUUAGGUGCAUAUGGAGUUAUGGAGUUAACAAAAACAUUGAUUAAAGGAUAAAUGUCAACCCAGGAUUUCGAAUAUAUUUUCUUAUCCCCUAUAGUAAACAAAUAUCUAUUUGUUGGGUCUGAAAGAUGAAAAUUAAGUGUAAAAAUCCACACCUCAGUUUUGACCUUUGUGGUUAAACUAUAGUCACAAAAGAUUAUAAAGAAUAGGUUAGUCUAGAACACAAGUAUAUAUAGAUCUCAAUCUUCAAACACAAGUAUAUAUCCACAGCUAAAGGAUUGUGAUUGUCAAUUUGUAUAUUUUUUUCUAUAUAUGGGGAACACAGUAAACAAUCCGAAAAGGUUUACCUAUUUGCUGCUAUCACCCUGAUCCUUUGUUGCUCAUUCAGAGGGUAUCAAUCACAGAUGAUGAAAACAGCAGAGGGCAGUGCUACAAGAUGCAAAGUGCACAGAAGUGCUAUUUAAAUUUAUUGAAGGACAUAAAGAAAAAUACAGAUGUUUUGGGUUUUCCCUUUUUCAACGCAUAUUGUAAUUAAAUUAAUAAAAGUCUACAGUACAUGCAGAAAUUGAAAGGAUUCCUCCCACCGUAUCGCCACCCCAAAUUGAAAGUAUAAAAUGAUGCUCCAGUGCAUCCAGACACCAUGCCUCGGGUGUCCUCAGCCCUCGGGAGGAGUCUCACGAGACUUUUUUACUUCAUAUGCAAAGUGCAUAAUGUUGUCAGUUCAUAACAACUGUUGCCCAGAUACAGAUAAACAUACACUUGUAUCAAUACAAUAGCAGGCUGCCAAGCAAGUAAAAGAAGAUUCAGAAGUCUAAAAAUUAAGAAUCGCUAAGGAAAAUAUAUUUCGACUAAAGCUGUGAAGCACAAAUACUUUUCCAAUCCCUGCUAUAAAUCGGCACACAAACAAGGUACAGGAACACUUUAGUGUUAGGAAUUCAAACACUCAGACGUCAGCACAAGGGGGAACCUAAUGUACAUAUGCAAAGAGUGCCAAAGCGCGCAUUAGGCCUUCCCCAUAGGAAAGCAUUGAAUCAAUGCUUUCCUAUGUGGAUUUGCAAGACACUGGACUGCUACCUGCUGUUUCAACGAGUUUAACUCCGUGAAACAACGUGGGAGGUUAUCACGUUUGCAUGAGAACAUAUAGCGUAUUCUAAAUCUCUAAUAGGAAAGCAUUGAUUUAGUGUUUUAUUAUGGGGUAGGCCUAAUGUGUGCCUGUAUAUUCAGACGAAAUGAAAGUUUUGGUGGUGCCCAAGGCUAACUUGCACAAAGAGCAUACGUGGAAUUAAGACUCUGUCGCAUGCUUGAGCAGGAGAAGACAGUGACAUUACGCCACUACCAGUACUUAGAAGAUGGCAGCACGUGAAUAAGAAUCCGGUGCCGCAAUGAUUAGCAUAGUCAUAGGUAAAAGGAUGGGAUUCUGGAGCAAAGAUUUAUGGGAAGAGUAAAGUUAAGAGUUUAAAAGUAAGGGGGACGGUAAAAAUAAAAAGGUUUGUGCGACAGAACAGUUCUAGUGGUAUUAGCAUUAUGGUUGCAGUUACUGUGGUCUGUAUCGGGGGAAUUUGAUCAACUAAAUUAAGUGAAUUCAAUUGCAAUUUGACUGUUUGUGAACAGCCAGCCAAAAAGGGCAAAUCUAUUUAGAGAUUUGCCCUGAGUUUUAAUCAGCUAAUCAAAUGACAGCUGAAGAAUGGUAGAGCACGUUCUGUUGAGAUAAUGAAACUAAAUGGACUAAACGUGGUUGAAACAGACAAAUGUUGGCAAAUGAAUGGCAUUGCUGCUGUUUGAUCCUAGUGUAUUGAUCUCACUCUGCCCUGUUUAUCCUGAUUGUCCUUUCAGUAGGCUGUCAAAACCAAAUAUAAAAGUAUAUAGCUAAAACAGAGCAGUAGGGGCUAGGUGUUCUAGAGGCUGUAGAAAACAAUCUAACGCAUGGCAUGGUCCCAUGCCCAAAACAGUUCCAGAAAAUCAGGGCUUGUGGUCGGUCUAGUACGGUUGUUUAAAAACGAACAAACUAUUGAACAGAGUCAAUAGUCUUACCCUGGAGCUCGAUCCCCUUGUUCGUGGGAAUGUUUCCAUUGAACAGCGCUUUUCCAAGUAUUGUGGAACCGACCACAGGCGAUGCUGUAAGUCCAGCGGUGUUUCUGAGUUUCUGUGUCUGUUUUCAGUUCCCACGAGAUUAAUGCCCAAACACCGCAGACUGCGUUCAUGUGAACAAGAUGACCACCACCUCGUGGUCGUCCAUAGGAAUUGAGGCCAUGCAGACGCAUACUUAGAACACUUCGGUGGAUAUUGCUACAAAGUAGCAAUUAGGCUUAACAAGCUCCAGGGUGGUCUCCGGUUUUUGCGGCUGUUCGGUUCCCGAACCAAAUAUAAAAUCCCACGAACCAAGUCUGUUCACAUACUUUUUUUUAAAAGGCCCUUAGUCUUUUGGUAAGAGGCUGGCCAGCAGGCCCUUCCAAGAACACGUGACGAGGCUCAGUUCGUCACAAUUAGAAAUUUCAAUUUUAAUAUUCUUAUAUAUUAAAUUGUUCAGAGAUCCAGCCCUAUACCCUGACCAUAAUCAAGGUUAACAAACACUGAGAGGAUGAAAUACAGAAAAACAAGUGAUUAUAAAACUGAAAAAAAGUGACUGAAAAAUUGUGCAUUUUGGGUUGAGGAAUUCACAAGCAACUUAUAUCUAAAUGGUACUGAGUUAGGGAAAACAAAUGCGAAGGAAUUGCUGGGAAUGGUUAUAGAUAACAGUCCAGAUCAGGGAUCAGCAACCUAUGGCACAUGUACUUUGCAUGACACUCAAGGCUUUCGGAGAAAAAGAGGCUCUGGCCUGUCAGGAGUCCCAGUGGGACUUCAGAUAUUUGCUAGUGCAACCUGAGCUGUGAUUGCAGGUGGUGAGGGAUAAUUCUUAAUUUAACAUUGCAACACUGCCUCACUUGUGAACGGGAAUCUGCAUUUGUACAGAGCAGUCUGCAGCAGCUAUUGCGGCUCCUGGCCUUGACCUGUACCUGGCCAGCCCGGUCUCCACUGAAACCCAGGGAACACAAUACGACAAACCUCUCCCGAACAUAUACAAUAAGAACAGGCCGCAUUCACACAAACAACGAGAUGCAUAAAUGUCCAGAGGAUAGAGAAUCCAAUGGGCGCAAAAAGGUUCCAUGAAAAAUAUAGAACUGGUAUAAUAUAGAAAUAUAAAUACAUUUUAUUAGAUAUUCAGAGACAGGACAUAUAAAAUAUUGCAUAAACCUAUAAAAAGAGACACAAAAAUAAAAAAGAAAGUCUCUACAUGGUCUUUGGGGGGUGUGGGGGACUCUAUAGUAGACUGGAUGGGGUGUUGGCUGGGGAUAAUGAGAAAGGGAGUUAGGGCACAGUAAAGUUUGUAUAUGACCUACAGUGAGCUUGCUGUGGCUAUACUAAACGGCACCAAAAAAAAAGGAAAAAAAGCCCUGUAUAUAAGUAUCACUGUUAUGCAUAAAGUCAGUUGAAUCAAAUGUAACCAGUGUAACGGUGUGUCAAUACCAACUGAUACCUGGACAAAUGUUACAGAGAUUGAGUUACUAUACCCAUUACAGUGAACCUCUUGUGGCUAUGAUAAACAGCAAAUAGGCAAUAAAAAGCCCUAUAGAUCCUCGUCACUAUUAUGGGUACAUGGUAUAAAAUCAAGAAUGUCCGGUGUAACCGUGUCACAACACCAACUGCUACCUGAAGAGACAGAGAUUGGGUUUAGGAUGGCACUUUAAAAAGAAAAAGAAAGCAGAAGCCUUCUACAGACUAGCUAAAUCAAAAGUCCAACUCAGUCGCUAACUGAGAAAAAAAAUAAAAAAAAAUAAUUGGUCUAAGUAGAGAAGGCUAAAUGCUGCCAAACACCCAACCUAUGGUUGCUGCAAGGUACACCCUCUAACUCCCCCAAUCCAACAGCUGAGGUUCCCUCCAAUUGCGUCCACACAACUAGUGGUCUAGAGUUCUUAAUAUUUCCCCCAUAGAAACUGCUUAGCUAAAUCGUCCAUGGCAUUUAAGGAGAGCCACUCACCGGGUCUCCUUAUAUCAGACUGAGAUAGCCGGUCAUAUGAUGGCCGCAACCAAUUGCGGUUCUAUGGGGCGUGUAAUGGGUAUGCCAAUACGACACUAACAUGAAUUGAAUCCCGCCCCCAACGGUGCCUCCCCUUUAUCGACACUCACGCCCACCUUCAUACUGCAUUGACGCGAGGAGGAUGGGAGGAGUCUUGACCAGUGGAUUCACACGUACAGUAAAAGGGGAGGGGGGAGAAGGGGGAGAGGAACAACCCCAAAAGGACAACCCUUCAUGAAUUGGGGGACCUAGAUAAUUAUAAACAUAGUAGUAGUGGUAAUGUGGAAUUUGUGUACAGUGGCGCUUACAGAGAUAAUUGAAAACGUAAAAAUAGUCCUCUCAAAACCUGGCACAUACAGAAUCAAUUGGAUAAGUAUACUGAGUGGUGUGCAAAACCAAUCCCAGUGGAAGGUGGAGUGCUCAGAAGGUUGGAAAUAACUUACCCCCCUUGGAACUCUUGGUAACCUAAGGGGGGGAUAGAGAAUAAUAGUGUGGAAUGUAUAAGAACAAUGCGAGUGAAAUAACUCAAUAGUUCUGAGCCUAGCCUGGACAGGCUCACAUGGUUCUGAGCCUAGACAGCACAGGCUCAGAUUACUCUGUUGCUUAUAUUCUCCCUCUGGAAAAGUGACAAAUGCCAGUAUGUAGUGUAAUAAGUCUAAAGUACCAAUAUAUGUAGGUGAAUAAAUAAAACUGCUCACCUUACAUAGAGCCUUGAACUCGGCUCUAAGUUAAACAGCACGUGUGUCAAUAAGAGGACACAUACCCUUCUUUGAAUGCAACAGGAACUCUGGAUGCUGAAUACUGGAUGCCACAGGAGAAGGUUUAGUAAAAAAUGAAAUGUAUUAGAUAAAAAUACAAAAUAUAGAACAACAAACAAUAAAGGUCCAAAUAAAAAUGUGGGUGGUCCCGAGAAGUGUUUCGCCUUGGUGGCUUUUUCAAUCGGUAUCUGUGUCUGAGUUCCUGGUCUUCUUUUGAAUGGUGUCGGUGGAUGUCAUUGGUAGAUUGGUUGUCGCCCUCCUGAUUGAUCGCUUAUUUAGUUCCGGUUUCAUCAACCGGAAGUGACGUAGCGCUGUUAUACGUCCUUACAUCCGGGCGAGUCCACUGACGCCAUUUUACUUAAUGGCAAAAAGUCUAUAUGUACAGAGAUAAGCUCCAAUAGAGAUACGGAGCAAAUAAGUAAGGGCAAAAUGGAAAAAGAAGGAAAGUUAGGUGUCGAUAGUGCAGUUGAGACACAUAUACAAUGUCACAGUUAAAAGAAAGUGUCGCUAAAACAUCGCUUUUUUAGAGAGAACUAGCAGCCUUUUCCUAUGUGCAACUGACAGAUUUGUUUCAUGCAAAUAGUAUAAUAAGGUGCAAAAAGUGUCAGCAGUUAUAUAUAAAGAAGUAAAUAGAGAUCUUACAUUAUGCAGCAAUGACAGUAAUAAAAAACAUAAUAAAAUCACUAAUUACAUAUAUAUACCUCAAAAGAUGUAUACAAAUCUGUUGGAAACACUGCUUGACUCCCUACUUUGCACAUGCAGAGCUGUAAUUUCAAAAUAUGUCCUGUCCAGUUACUAUUGCCAUUAUAUCUUGCAACAACCCCUUUAAGACGUUAGCCAAAUCACAAUUUGUAAUUUAAACAAAUAUUAAAACCUAGUGCUCUAUAGCAUUUUUUUGUAAUCGUUUUUCCUUUUUGUGACAUUUCCACUUGUUUUUUAAAAAUUCAUUUUAUUAAAUUUGACAAAACAAAAUAGAGCAUGUAGGUUCACCACAAGGGAUCCUACAAUGCUUCCUGGAGAUAUAGAUAGUAGUAUUGCUAAAUAUAAAUAUACUAUGUAACUAUGUAACCUGUAGCGAAGUUAAUGUCCUGAGAUUUUGCAGUACAGUAUUAAAAGAAAACAUGAAUAAAAUAAAAUACAAUACAAUAACCACCUUGUAUGGUAAACCUCCUAUCUUGAAAUAAAUAUUGUACAAACUCUCACAAGGCUGGCAUCAAAAUAAAAAUGAGCUUUAUUAAAUGUGGCUCUAUAUAUAAACACAAGUCAGCCCCUGUGAGAACAAUUGAUUGCUGCAAGGAAAGAGAGGCUAUGUGGUCAGUCAUUAUACAUAGCACCAAAUGGACCUUCCAGUCAAGAUAAUGUCAACCUGUAUGAGGCAUAAAGGGCUAUUUAGAUGAAAAUAGUAUAUAUGCAAUACCUCUAAUUUCACUAUAAUAUAGUAAGAAAAAGGAUUGGUAUCCAAAUAUACUUAUCUGAAAGUAUUUAGAUGAACCCUGUUGGGUGGCCAAGUGACCAAAUAGCUAUAUACAAUAUAGCUGAUAAGAAAAAGAUGAAAAAUGCUAUUACCAGUAAAAGACUGGCAAAAAGUUAAACUGUCAAAGCCUCUCUCCCUGUUAAGCUCGCUAGACAGAUAUAGGAGGAAAGAUCAAAAGUAAAAAUCAAAGUAAGUGAACCAUCAAAGCAACAUGCUAACCAUUAGUGAAAAAUAAAGUGCCCAGUGAUAAAACAAAAAGCAAGAAUACCCGACACGCGUUUCGGUGCAGAACUACAUGCACCUUUGUCAGGGUCCCAAUACAAGGUGGUUAUUGUAUUGUAUUUUAUUAUUUUUGCUUUUAAUACUGUACUGCAGAAUCUCAGAGGACAUUUACUUCACUACAUGUUAAUUACUUUAUAUUUAUAUUUAGCAAUACUGCUAUCCAUAUCUCCAGGAAGCAUUGUAGGUUCCCUUGUGGUGAACCUGCACGCUCUAUUUUGUUUUGUCUUUCUUGAUUAUCUAGGGUUAUGCCCUGAGGAUCCCUUGAAUCUCUCUUUGGUUCCUAGGAGCAUUGGGAACACUCUGACACAUUUCUCUUAGGGUUGUGUUUAAAGUUGUUUCCCUCUGGUAUCCUAUCUCUAUACUUUUUGAUUUUAUAAAAUUUGCUUAUUUAUUAUUUAUUUAUAGCAUAAGGCUGUUGUUUUUUCUGUUUUUACUUGAUCCAUUCCUCUCUUCCAGGUCCACGCUCUUAGGCAAAGUAUUGCGGAUCAAUGUAAAUCACAAUGACCAUGGUCCGCUAUACAAGAUCCCAUCAGACAACCCAUUUAUAAAUGACCCGUCGGCUCGUCCAGAAGUCUAUGCUUAUGGGGUGAGGAACAUGUGGCGCUGUUCUUUUGAUAGGGGAGAUUCGCUCACUAAAGAAGGGAAAGGUCGUCUCUUCUGCGGAGAUGUAGGGCAGAAUAAAUACGAAGAAGUUGAUAUUGUAGAGAAAGGGAAGAAUUACGGCUGGAGAGCGAGGGAAGGAUUCAGCUGCUACGAUAAAAAACUCUGCGCAAAUUCCUCACUAGGUAAUGACAACACAUAUAAUUCUUUUAAAUUCAGAGAGACCCAUUUCAGUCCUUUUGUUGCUACCAAGAUACAGUAUGUACAAAAACAGAUAUUCACAAACGUGUAAAUUGGUAUAAAUUCCUAGUUCAUUUUAGUAGGCCAAAACAACCGAAUGAAAGCAAUGCUGAUCUGUAUAUUUUAUUUUUCAUAUUCAUUAUUUUGGUAUAAAAUUGGAAACUUAGAGAAAAACUGGCUGUGCAUCCAGUCCCAUUAAUCCUAAAAGUGUCACUAAGAUGGAGAAAAUGAUUGAGGUUAUUUACUAAACUGAAAAUGAUGGAGACUCAACAGGAUAAUUAAAUGUUUUGCUCAAAAUAGCCAAGUUGGCAAACUAGCUUUACUGAAGUAUUUUGGCUUAAAACACUGUUUUCUUGAUUUCAUUUAAAAUUACCGGUAAUAACUAAUCAUGAAAAUUAGAUUUCUGUCUGCUCUCCUUACAUUAGUUUGUUUUCAUUCUGUGGCAGAGAUUAUUCCAAUUUUUUCAUAUUGUAGCAGAGACUGGGCUAACUAGACAUUAAAUUGCUUGCAGUACACACGGUUUGUACAGAUUUUCAUACCUGGGAAAAGGGGGAUGUAAACACAAGCAUUCUUAAACAUUCGUAAACAAAACCAAAUUAAACAAGCUAGAAUUUAGUGCAAGUUGUUAAAAAAAAAUACUGCUAAAAUAUUUUGGAGUGUUUAGAGGUAAUAUCUGUGUUUAAGACUUGUUACACAUCCCAAGAAGACUUGUUCCAAAACUAGUCUAGUCCCAUAUAUAGUUUUGAGAUCAAAGGGUUAAUAGUGGGAUUUUCUCUAAACUGGCUUAUUAUAGGUAAGUUAAAGUGAUCUCCCAGAUAUGGCCACAAUAUCCUACAUUUUUAGAUAUAAGAGAUGACACCAUUCCUGGGGCUCGUGGAGGAGCUUGGAGGUCAGCCUCCUCCCCACGGAUUAUGGACCAUGACCCAGAGCCCUCCCCAAAGGCUAUGUGGAACUGUGUAUGGCUGAGAUUGGGUACCAUCUGGGGAUAUACAAUGUUUGGGGGUUUCCCUUGGGAAGGGGAACAUUUGUGGUUCGGAAUUCCUGGCGCCCUUGUCUGGAAAGAAAGAAUUGUAUAUAACGCAAUUAACCAACGGAUAAUAUCAUUAGCCUGGGCUGAACUAAUUAACUGUGACCAACCCAGACUUGAUGGUGCAGGAGAGGGAACUUAUUCUGCUAAUAACCCCCUGUAUUUAACCCUGUAUAAAUAUCUGUGUGUUGUGUUAAUAAACCAGUACUUGUUUUAUCCACACAAAUGUUUAGCUAGUGCAUAGGAAAGGGCUAUUUUCACAAUGAUGAUUAGUCAUGAUCUGGGACAUAGACAGAUACAGACAGAGACACAGUUGAGCAUAGAUAAAUGUUUCUAGACAGAUGGGUAUAGAUAGACAGAUAUCUGUAUUUAACAUUACUUACAGUUUUAAAGACGUUUAAUUGCACAAUUCCACCUACAUGUGUCUGCUACUAUUUAAGUCUCUUUUCACUCAGUAACAUUCCCCAGUAUAUGCCUCUGUUUCUUCCAAAUUACCUUUUUUAUUUUAUGUCUACAUAUGUUAUUAUAUAAAGGAGAGAGAGAGAGAGAGAGUGGUUAAGCAGUUAUGUUAUGUUAUCUAUCACUAGAAAAUUGUAUAGAAGAAAUAUCUUGCCACGUACCUUCCUAUUUGUUGCAAUCUUUCAAUUUUUUUUAGUGCAGUUAGCCUGUAAUGGUCAGAUUACUGCUGUUUCUGUACCAUGGAACCAAUUUAAAACAUAGAUGCAGAUCAGGAGGGUAGGUCGGAAGAUAUCAGAGAGUUAUUCUACAAGCCUGUUGUUUUCCAUGCAUUUUUUUUUCUCCAUUCCAUCAACAUCUGUUGAAUAUUUAAGAUAACCCCACUGAGUUGCUUUAUUUAUUAUUCAUUUGAAACAUAAAAGAAACGCUUGGCAAGUCAGGAAGGAAGAAGCGUUUUUUGGCAAGCUACCUUGUACAGCACCUGGGUGUAUAACGUAGCACAUUUUAUGCAAGCCUUGUUUUCACUGUCUUACUUUGCCUAAAUCAGAGGACCACCUGCUCUUUCUAUCUGACCUUCAGAGGUCCUAAAGAUGUUGGACACAAGGUCUGGCUUUUUUGGGAUCUAAAUAUAUGCAUUAUAUGCGCACAUUUAUUUUGAGACUAAUGCAGAUCGUGCCACUCUGGUUCUAAUAAUUAUUCAUAAACAGAAUAACCAGUUUAACCAUAAAUUAUAUAGCCAUUCAUAAUACUCAACUAACUAAGCAUUGAGUAUUUGAAUGAGCCCUACUGGAACUUGAAGUUGCAAUUUGCACAGAAUUUAAAGACAAUAUUAUUGGCGCAUUAACCACUGAACUAUCUUGACAGAUAUGUUUUUGAUGUUAUGUGAAAGAAUAUUUAUUUUGUUUUCAGAUGAUGUGCUUCCCAUUUUUGCCUAUCCUCACAAGCUGGGAAAAUCUGUCACAGGAGGUUAUAUUUACAGGGGCUGCGAAUAUCCCAACUUGAAUGGUCUUUAUAUCUUUGGAGAUUUUAUGAGUGGGUAAGUAUUUUAUUAUGAUUUUUUUCCAAUAUCCAAUUUAAAGUGAGUUUUGUAAAACUAAAUAUUCACUUUUUUUACAUUUUAUUCUGUAAAAAAAAUGGUAAGUAACAAAAAAAUAUGUAUACAAAAAUUUAAAACAUGGUAUGCUCAUUAAAAUAGCAGGCAGAUCAUGCAAUAUAUAGUGAAUACAUAAUGGUAAACCAUGUAUUAUGGGAAUGGGUAAAUAAUAUCAACAAUGAGUGCUGCACAAUACAGCUCUUAUCAUGCUUAGCCAUACGCUGAAACACUUACUCCCUAGUUUGUCGCCAUUUACAGCUGUGUGUGUGUGUGUGUGUGCACGCUAUGAGGUGUUAUGAAAUGCAACUCUCACCAGAGAUACGCAUAUCUUUCACAAACUUCCUCUUUCACUCACACAUUCUGCAUGGAAUUAUCUGGUGGUGAAUUAUUUAAUAAGUAUAUAUAUGAUAAUAUUAAAGGUAAGGCAAGGCAGAUACGAAUUGGAAAGACAGAGAUAGUUCUAAAUCCUUUCUCUCUAACACGCCCAUAUUCCAAAUGCGUGCAUCCCACCCAAAGCUGGAUUCCAUUGUUUUUGUAUGGAAGUAAUCGCAAUACUUUGUGAAUAUUGUGUAUACCACUGACAGGUCCACCUUUAAUGUAAAAUCAAAAACAUAACAGGUUUUCCAACUGGCUCCCCUUUGUAGUGAGAAUAUGGAACAUGUUAACAGGAUCACAUGCCAUGGCAAUGGAAUAAAGAUGUUGCACAUUUACUGCAACCGUUAUGCAACGAGUGGCUGACAAAUCUUCAUGUGACCAAAAUGUAUAUAUAUUUAUUUAUUUGAGCUUGUGCUUGAGUGCUAGUUGACUACUGGCUGAAGAGGUCUGGUCAACAAGGUCUUAUGGAUCUUCUCGAUGAAGUGCCAUGCCCCCUUCUUUUUAACCCUGCAGAUAAAAACAGUGUUAUUUAGUGGAUACUGAAAUGUUUAUUUUUCAGGGUUAACUUACCUCUAGUGGCUGUUCUCUAGCUAUAACCAAGUCAAAGGGACACUAUAGUAUCCAGAACAACUACAACUUAUUGUAUUUGUUCUGGGGAGUAGAAUCAGUCACUUCAGGCUUUUUGCAGUAAACACUGUCUUUUCAGAGAAAAUGCAGUGUUUAUAUUACAGCCUAGGGCAGAGGUAGGCAACCUAUGGCACGUGUGCCAUGCAUGGCACUCGAGGUGCUUUUGCAUGGCACUCAAGGCUGCUAGAGCCAAACAGGCUCUGGCCUAUCAGGAGUCCCAGUGAAACUUCAGAUAUCUGCUAAUAUGAAAAGGUGGUAAAGGACAAUCCUCAAUUUAUGCAUUGCAGUACGUAGAAGAAGUGAUCUCAGAACAUUCCUCCCAGUACUUGUGAAUGGGAAUCCACACUGUAGUAGAGCAGCCCUCGGCAGCUAUCGCAGCUCCUGCCCUUGACAUGUACCUGGCCAGCCUGGUCCCCACUUGAACACAGGGAAGCCACCCACACUGCUAGAUAUACACAUAGCUGCAGAAUAACCCUCUAUGAGGUGAGGCGAAUUGGCCAGGGCUGUGUUUGACUUGUGCUGGCUCUGCACCUGAUCUGCCUCCUUGACAGGCUCAGCAAAUCCUAUGUGGAAGAAUUAUGAUUGGCUCAGACCACCACUUCUGAUGAUGUCAUCAGAAAACAGGCAGAUCAGGGGCAGAGGCAUAGGAUUGGCUGAGACUGUCAAGGAGGCAGAUCAGGUGCAGAGCCAGCACAAGUCAAACACAGCCCUGGCCAAUCCGCCUCACCUCUUAGAGAUGAAUUCAGAGAUGAAUUCAAGAUGCAGUCUUGAAUACAAGUAAGAUUUUACUAUAUUUAGGGAGGCAAGGGGAGUUCAGGGGAGCUAACUGGUGGUUUUAACACUGUAGGGUCAGGAAUACAUGUUUGUGUUUCUGACCCUAUACUGUUCCUUUAAAAUCUGCUAUUUAAUCAGAUGGUCUCAUAGUGUCUCACGUGAGGCAGAAGCCUAUAGGAAUGCACUUAUUGCAUGCUUUCCUGUGGGGACUCUUGAAUGUGUGCACAGCUCAAGCCGCGCAUGCGCAUCAGGUCUCCCAAAGCUCCUCUAUUAGGAACAUUGGAUUGGACCAUCACUGAGGAGGCCUCCACCAUGACAUCGCUGGAGGCAGAGAGAUGAGCAUUGCCAAUGGAGUCUCAUUGCUGGAUAGAAGGCAAGUAAUACUUUUAUUUCACUAAUCUCAUGGCACACCUUGGGGGACACCUACAUAGGACUAGGAAUAGGGGCACUAUAGCAGGUUUGUACUCCUAAGGCUACAUUGUUCCUUUAAUAUUUCUAGUUUUACUCAUUAAACAAACCACAAUUAAAAGUAUGUUUUGGUGAUGUUCACUCCUGUUGAGAAUAUCCACAGCCUUUCUACAAGAGUCUGAUAAAUAUGGUCAUGUCUAAAAAUUAAAAAGCUUUUUGGAGGGCAUGUUUCUGUUAUACAGGGAUAUACGGUUUUAAUUUUGUCAAAUAGCCCAGAGGGAGCUAUUUUUGGUUUUCAUCCAUAAAUAUCCCUAAACUUGCAAUGAAAUAUUUUUUUUCUUCUACUGGCUAUGAAAAUAGUCAAAAGGUGGAGAAAUGUAUACUAUACCUUCUAAACAAGUGACUCUUUCUGGAUGGAUAUUUUAAAUAUUGUAAAUCAAGAGAGCAAAUGGUGUAUUUUUUUUUCUCAAAAUCUUUGUUGAACUUUUUUUUUCGAGGGCGGGAGAUGAGGUAAUUAUUAUUGAGACAAAUGUAUUGAGAGAGGAAGAAUGACAGUAUGGAAAAUAUGACAAUUAAUUAUCUCUUUUAAUUUAUAUAUGUCUUUAUUCUCUUUUUUUGUUUCAAUGUAAGCAUUGGAAAAUCAAAUAAAGGAAAAAAUACAAAAUUUCGAUUAAAAUAGUUUCACUUCGGAAAAAAAAUAGAAUUUAAAUUUUUUCUAAUUUGCCUAUUUUGAUAUAAUCUUGGCAAAUUCCAUUGACGAUUCUUGUGAAAUUAAAAUUUAGCUGAUUUAAUUGCUAGCUUAUUUAACAUUUUGGAUUUAAUUCACUAAUAUUCAGAGUUUAGUGACUAAUCUAAAUAAAUGUUAUCCUAUUUUAUUUUUUGUUUAAUAGGCGUCUAAUGACACUAAAAGAAAACCGUGACACGGGGGAGUGGCAGUACCACGAAAUUUGCAUGGGAACAGGGCAGACGUGUGUGUUUCCUGGGCUAAUUAAUAAUUACUAUCAGUACAUUAUAUCCUUCGCUGAAGACGAAGCAGGUAAGUAAUAUACAUUGACAUUUUGUUACCUGAAAUAGCAGUAAUUACCUAAACAGUAAUUUAUUUAGUGUGAAUCACAGGGUUGUGUAAUUACUAAAGUGGCAAAAACCUGAUUAUAUUAUCAAUGACUUAAAAAUGAUAAAAUAUAUAUGUAUGUAUGUGUAUAGACCUAAAUUCACAUAGCCAUAUAUGUGGUAGGAAACUUACUAACUUUGAGGCAUCUAUGUCAAAUCAGCCCUGGUCACAGGGCCUUCGUUCCAAUUUUGACACGUCCGCAGUAGCCAUGCUUCCGAACUUCUCAUGCUAAUAUUGAUAUAACAGCGUCACCUCUGUAACCAUGGUUACCUCCGUUUGGAUGCAGGGGUGUGUGGCUAUGGGAACAAAAACAAAAGUGAGUUAACUUCUAAAUGGCAGGGAAUUGAGCAGUGAGACUUUAGACAAACUGCUUCAUUAAGUUUUUUUGGUGACUAUAGUGUCCCUUUAAGCCCUACUUCAUUAAGAUCUGGUAAUACACCUAUCUAUCCUUUCUCUCUGUGCCUUUGGUAGUAUUGCUGAUUUUUAUCUUGCUGAGGAUCCUCUCGUAUCCUAACAGUAUGUGUGUAAAUCUAUCCAUCCAGUGAGAUGCUUAAAGCGAUACACACCACAAAAGAAUAUCAAUAAAAAGCAGGAACGCUGCAUCCUACGAUUAAAGCCCAUGUCCUAAAACAGUAACAGUUAAAAAAAAGUAUAGAUCAAAGUAGCUGAUAUUUAAAAUAUACCAGAGAAUGUUAGAUCUAAAGUGCAAAAUUUAUUUAUUAUUUAUAAAAUAUUUUACCAGGAUCAUACAUAUAAAUAAAACAUUGUAGAACAGUACUUAUGUACAAAUGUGGUUAAAUUUAUAUUGAAUACAUAUCUAGAUUAAAUGUUUAAAGGACCACUCCACACUUCCAAAAAAAACCUCUACAGUUUAGUAGAUAUACCCCCAAUGAAUACACACAUGUAUAUUUGUAUGUAUGUAUUCAUUGUAUUCAGUCUAAAAGAGCUUUCAAAAGCUGCAGUUCUUAUGACUGCAGCCUUUGUAAGCCCCUCCCCUUUCAGUUUCUUCACUGGGAAAUAACCAACCAGAGGUUUCUGAUUGAGAAACCUCUGACUUGGUCCCCACGUUCAUGAGUGCACCAGCUUGUGCAUGUGCGCACAUCAUUGUGUGCGCGUGUGCCGCCUCGUACAACUGCGUGCACGUCAGGAGCUGAGGAGAUGUUCUGAGCUCUUUGAGGCAGGGGGACGCAGGCACGCUCAAGUAGAGCAUGCCUACCACUUUCUUUUGCUAACGGAAGUAGGAAGGAAUCCUCCCUGGCUGUUUGAUUGACAGCCAGGGUCGAGUUCCCUAGUUAAUUUAUAAAAGUGCUGAUUUGUCAUAGAAAUCAGCACUUUUAUAAACUGGGGUUAAACAAGAGUACUCUUCACCCAUACAGCACUUCAGCAAGCUUUUGGAGUGUGGCGUGGUCCUUUAAUAAAUGUUGCAGUUCAGCAAUAUAAAAAAAGACUUUAACAGAGGAACUGUGUAGGUACCCAGACAACUUAAUUUCAUUGAUGUUCCCUUAACCUUGCAAUGUAAAACUGCAAUGUUUAUAUUGCAGGAUUAAGUCUACCUCUAGUGGCUGUCUUCCAGACAGCAAAUAGAGGCGUGUCCUACUACCUAAUGGAGUGUAACUCCAAAAACAGUGUUGGGGGGGGCGGGGCCGGGCCGCCAAGCUGCAUGGCAGCAGAGCAACGAGGCUCCAGGGCCAAGCUCCUAAAAACAGCACAAAAUUCAGCUAUAAUCCGCCCCAAAGCGAGAUUGCUCACCAGGAUGCCAAGGGGAUCUACCCCGACUUUCAUCCGAUACCAAACUACAGCUAAAAAUAUGCCGAGAGCACCCGGUCGGACGAACCCGGCCUACGUGGCAUUUUAAAGCCUGAACAUAGGCAGCAGCUUACGGCAGACAGAUACCUAACAGCACGUAGGGAGGAACAAGCAUGCCGGUUCCAGGAACAUUGAUGGGGACCCACAAGGGCGAGAGACGCGGCCCGCUCCGCCCCCCCCCCCGGCCGGUGGGGGUGAUCCCGGCCACAUGGAGGCUGCACGCCCCGGGCUGGACACAGCCACCUAGGGAACAUGCUGAACUCCUAUACAGGCAAAGGCUGCCUAAACGUAGCCGCCUGACAACUGCACUCAAAAAAAGGGACACAUACCAUGGAGCACCAGAAGGGACCAACAUGGGCGGCUCACACGGGCCCUGGCAGGGCCGGGCGCCGGACAGAUCCACCAGGCCGUGACCUCGACCACGGGAGAGGUGUGUACCUGGGCAUAUGGGUCAGGGGUCCCCGGAAAGCCCAGUCCCUGGCGCUGUGAGCCCGGUGGGGCAGGAUUGUGCCGCCCCCUCGACGGACCGGUGGUCGUGAGGGGCGGUCACCGGCUCCAAGUAUGCGGCCGGCGACGGGUGAGACGCAGGAACACACUCCUCAAGGGACCCAAACGGUGCCGGGGAGGUGCAGGGAGUGGACGGCCGGAGGACUUUUGUGGUGGGGCCCAACGGACAGUAUAAACUCCCGAGUGCCCACGGAACUGUGGGGACCAGACCGGUGAGCGGUGAUCGGCAUGGGGGUGAGGGAAGGUGACCGGACACCCCAGGGGCAGUGUGGAAGCAGCACCAUGAGAGAUUCCCUCCAGAUAGACACCGAAACUGUGCAGGACGGUACAAUUAGAUGAGCAACUGACCGAGCAGCAAGGGCAUGCUGCUAUGUUCUUAAUUGCUACCAUAUGUUUUCCAUGUUUCAGUAUUGCCUAUGUAUCUACCUAAUUAUUGCAUUGUAUAUGUUAGCUAAACAUUGUAUUGCUACCAUAUGCGGACCGCAAAAUAAGAUGCAGAGAAUGAUCUCUCCUAGCAAAUGUUAAAACAAAUAUGCAAAAUGAUAUUUGCUGAAUCUUAGUUAUAUUACCUGUGUUCACGUAAUUUAACCUUUAUGCCCUACUAGGCUAUGACCGUUCUUACCCGAUAUAAAACGCACUCGGCAGCACAUGCCUAUGUCGCAAACUUAUUUUAGUUAUGUGACCAGUGGCCGCGUAAUUUAACCUUUUUUGCCUUACUGGGCUAUGACUGUUCUUAUUCGAUAUAAAACGCACUCUAUGACACAUGCCCAUGUCGAUGCUACUUGCGACCACGUACUAUAGCCUUUUUGCCCUACUAGGCCUUGACUGUUCUUAUUCGAUAUAAAACGCACUAUGCGGCACAUGCAUAUGUCGCAAACUUAUUUUAGUUAUGUUACUAGAGGUCACGUAAUUUAACCCUUUUUUUUUUUUUUUAUCUUGUUGUUUGUUUAUGCAUCCCUCUACCAGUAUCGCAUCAAUAGCUAAGGCAUACAUCAGCACUUGUAUUAUAGGAUGGUCAUUUCUUUUAACACUGCAUUAGUUUGCCUAUAUACUUCAUUACAUGUAUUGCAUGAUCAGCUACAGUUUACCUCAGAUUGACGCAUUAUAGGAUGUUGUUACCUUUUAUGCUGUAAUGCUUAGAAAUGUAUUCCUGCAAAGUUCAAGUACGCCUAUAUGCUCUGAUCAUUACGCCUCUGCGCAGGCGAUAAUCUGCAUCUAUUCCUAUGUGCUAACAUUUAAGCCUCUACGUAGGCGACCGUUCACCUUAAUGAAUGCUAUAACUUACUGCUUAAGCCCCUGCGUGGGCAACCUCUGGCUUUAUUACGAACCAGUUCGCAAUAUGCACUUAUAUUGUGAAAACAAUAAAAAUAUUUAAAACAAAAACAGUGUUGGGCAUCCUCGUGAGGACAUCUAAUGUCUUCAAAUUCCCAACAGAAAACAUUGUUUCAAUGCUUUCUUAUGAAGAAGCUUUAACGUGCACAGCACUUGCAGCGCCUUUGCAUUAGGUACCUUCAUCCCCGUCACUUAGAGUACCCUGGAGCUGUUCUCCGGGUUCAUAUCAAAGUGUUAAGGAAAAAUUUUUAAUAAAUUGAGACACUUCAUGCUAAGCUGAGACUUGACAAAGAUCACAUUGUAAAACCGAAAUGUCAUGUUAUGUUCCAUUACAAGCCUGCUAUCACUUUUAAACUUAAAUUGCCUGGACUCGGUGACAGGAGUGGUCUUUAGCCCUCCCAGAGUAUUUAGUCAAAUCACUCGAGAACAGUUUGACAAGUUACCUGCAGUCUGUUAGGCUCCAGCUGGAAGCUCCUGAACUGAGCUUAACCUGGAAGUAUGAGUCCUUCAUUUCCUGAGAGCACUCAGCUGCCACUCUCAACCAGUCAACUGGUCAUUCACAUCAAAGUUUAAUCAUGGGAAGGGCGCUAAGCACCUAGUGGAUCCCAGGUAAGUUGUCAAACCAUUCAAUUUGACUACUUAUCCUGGGAGAGUGCCAGGGCACUUCUUGCAGCUUCACCAUUGCACUGUGCUGUAAUGUGUAUGGUACUCAGAGUUUUCCUUCAACACUGAAGCAGUUAAAAGGUCUGAAAUUGAUUCCAAAUGUGGAAUUUUCAUUUGGAAGCUGUUGUGAAAUCAGUACAAGUAAAACAGGCCAGGAUUACACUGAAAAAAACAACAAAUCCAUCAGACUGAUAGCAGAAACAUUAGGAGAACAACAAUUUGGAAGAUUCUAGAAGGAACACAUUGGUGAGUGCCUGGACACAAAAGACCUGGAUGACAUCAGAAGACAAAUGUAGAUAGAUGAUCACAAAAGCCUUGGUGGAAAAAAAUCCUUCACAAAAUCAAGUGACGAAUACUCUCCAGGAGGUAUGGAUAUCAUUGCCAAAGUUUAGAAUGGAAAAAAAAAAGCUACAUGAAAGUUUACUGUUUGUCACAAGGUGCAAUCCACUGAUAGGCCCCAAUAACAGGAAGGCCAGAUUAGACUUAACCUGAAAACAUUUAAAAAGAGCCCACCCAUACAAAAUCAACCAGGACCAGAAAAAUGUGGAGAGAAUAUUAUAAAGAACGUAAAGAACAGCUCUGAAUCCAAAGCAUGCAACAUCAUCUAUGAAACAUUGUAUAGACCGUGUUCUGGCAUGGGCAGUGUUCUGACUUACCAAUGUUUUGAGCACAUUUUGCACCUGAUCUAUUGUUUUAGUCAUUGCAUCCAAAUGAUGGGAUGGGUGUCAAACAAGUAUGAGAUGGUUCAUAUAGAAAAUAUGUUGAGUAUUUUGGUGGGUGCACAUUUACAGUUUAUUAAAAACCAAGAUAGGGGGCGCACUCUCAACACAUAAAACAAUCUGUGAAAAAAGAGUGAAUAAAACAUAUCCACAAUACUUAUUCAUUCUUGAUCCUUUGGUAUAUAUGGCGGAAUCCUAUGAUAAACCUAUUAAUAUAAAACACUGUCCAUACAUACUGUAAAUACUGGUAUAUGAAUUAGAGCAGGUAACAAUUAGCUACUCACAGUAUUCAGAACCACAAAUAGAAGUCUCUGACUCUAUAAGCUUUUAGCUAUGACUCUGCUGAGUUUUCUAUCUGGUCCACUCUCCCAUCAUGCAGGAUUUAAAAAGAUUCCAGGUAUGGAGGUGAUAAAGUGGUUUAAUAAAAUAAAAAAGUGAAAAUAUUUGUAUAAGCAUUACAACAGAUAAAGACAAAUAAAAAAUCAAAUUAAAUGUCCACCACACAUGGAGCACAACACGUAUCGACCUGCCUGGGCUUCAUCAAGGUGCGUUUACAAUUGCAAAGUUACCCAGGACAAGCAAUUAGUCACUAUCUUGUUAUGGUUAGUAAACCUACUUACCUGUUGGAGAAAUAGAAACAAUUUGAUCAACUCCUCAGAAAAAUACAUUUAACAUACAUAUUGCUUCAAGGUCCUAUAAAAAAAAAAUAAAAAAAUUUUUUUCCCCCGCUUUCAUUUAAAUACAUUUCUAAUUUUUUUUUUUUUUUUUGCAAAUAAUAAAAUUACAUUUUGAAUAUUUUUGUAGAAAUUGUAACCCUGCAAGAGCUGGUAGCCAGGGUUGGACACCACUGAAAAAAAUAAGUCAAACUUGAAAUAUCAGUUAGUUAUAAGUAUAAGCUGGAGAAGAUUGGGUAUAUUGAAGUCACAAUUCAAAUAGAAUUUCAAAGUAAAGGCCAGAGUAGCCAAAUUGAAAACCUAACUGACUUGAUUUUUUUUCCAGUUUGGCUAUUAUAACCUUAUGUUUUUUAAUUCACUUUUAAUUCUCACUUUAGUAAAUAAACGUGUUAGUGUAGUUAAUAUUGUAAAGCAAAUUCUUAGUGGAAUGAGCAUUUCCUUUGGUAGUCAGCUUUGAAGCGAAGGUCUCUUACUGAAUUCAUUUGUUCUGUUAGAAAUUCAUGAUGGCUUGCCCCCACUCUCUCUCCUGUUGACACGUGAAUUUAGUUUUGUAAGAUAUUGAGUGACAGACAAUACCGGUGAGAGAUCUGGCUGUUGUUUAUAGUUUCUGCAUGGCUUGUUUACGUCAAGCUUUUCAAGCUUCUACUGAAGAGACAAGAUCCCCAGACGGUGCAGUGGAGUUUAAAGAAUGCUGUUAUUAUUGUCGCCUUUUAAAGAGCAUUGCUGAAAAUGCUGAUGCUUAGACGGAAGAUGUUUAACAGGAUGAAUGAAGGAAAAACCUAUUACCCUUUCCAUGUCCCAAAAGUGCAAGGUAUUCUUAAAAUAGAUCAGUCAGAGUCUCAAUUCUGCUCCCAUUUUGUACACCAGGACAAGCAAUAUAUGUAUUAUGGAUUGUAUAAUAAUGUAAUAUUUCACAGUUUUCAAACUGCAUUCCGCCUUUUCUCUUUUCAUGUGGUUUCUUACUGACCCAUUCUUCAAAUGUUAGAGUAGCCAUUUGCUCACAACAUUGUACAAUACCUUUUAUACACUAACCAUUUGUUAAAGUGACACUAUAACAUUAUAAAUACAAACGUAUUCCUAAUGCUAUAGUUUUCUUCUCACUAUUUAGAUGUUUUGACUUGCUUAUGACUAGGGACUGGUUACUCUGCUGUCGCCCUACUUGCUCGGCUGCGAUCAUCAGUCCUGACAAUCUCAACCAAUCCAAUGCUUCCUUGUAGUGAAGCAUUGGGAGGCUAGUGAGUAUGCGUGGCAAAAUGCCAAUCAUAUGUUCUAUGUGAGCAGACCUUGUUGAAUAACCGGCGGACUUAAUUAUUCAACAAAAGCAAGCACCUCUAGGGGCUGUCAUGAAGACAGCCACUAAAGGUGUGUUAGCCAUGCAAUGAAAACCUUGCUGCACCUACAAAACAGCCAGACUACAUUUCAUUGAGAGAUAUACAGGUCCUUUAACUUGGGGUUAAACAAGGGUAGUCCUCACCCAUACAGCACUUCAGCAAGCUUUUGGAGUGUGGUGUGGUCCUUUAAUAAAUGUUGCAGUUCAGCAAUAUAAAAAAAGACUUUAACAGAGGAACUACACCAUAUUGAAGCACCUUCACAGCUGCAGCACAAGAUAAGAGGGACAAGUUGCCCUUUCCCACCCUCAUCAGAACAUCUUGUACUCAGUGCAAGCUGAAGGAUGUGAUCAAUGCACCAAUUGUUACCGAAGGGCAAUGAUGGAGAUUUUUCUUUUUUUAUUAUUUUUUUUUAAAAAUAUUUAGUAUUCAAAGUUCCCGUUUCUUACGUUGAACAGAUGUCUGCCAGCACAAAGUUGUAUUUUUGUUUUGUUGAUCUGUUGACAUUUAUAAUAGAUUAGGUGCUUGUAGUAGUUGAAGUAACCUACUAUCUGAGGAAUGGUUAAAAGAUUAUGCAAUGUCUGCAGUUGUUUUCGUGCCUGUGCUCGGCCCAUCAAACCACGCUGAUUCGUGUCACGGGCUGACAUUUUUCUGUGUCUGCGAGUCAAUGGGAAGCCGAUGCAAGCAACAGGCUCUUGUGUAACAGUUUGUUCUUCUGGUCACAACCCGAAUGCAAUAAAAUAAAAUCCUUCAGGGAGAAUAGAAUGCUGUGCGGAUAAAAGACCCUUAGGCGAGCUGAGUGGAAUUAAUGUCAUGAGUAGGCGUUAAAGAAGGAAACACUGAGCUUGCUUGAGGUGCUAUAUAUUAUUUUUCCCUCCUCCCCCACCAACAAAAGUGUCUUUUUUUUAUGGGGAUCUAGGAUAAUUAAGUUGCUGCAUUGUUUAGCUUUUAAUAAAAUGUGAAUAUUUUUGGUAAUAUUUUCCUUAACUUCAUUCAGGUGAACUCUACUUCAUGUCAACUGGCUUCCCAAGUGCCACUUCUGCAACUGGCGUGGUAUAUAAAAUUGUGGACCCUUCAAGGUGAGAGACGAAAUGGUGAUUAAUGAAUUCUGAAACCAAGUUUUUUAUGGAACACUCCAUGAACCAUAAUUACUACAGCCUGCUGUAGUGGUUAUGAAACUAAGAGUGGCCUUGCCCCCUCCCACGGUAAGUAAUCAAACCAUUUGAGAAGGGCUUGACAACUUAGCUGGGGUAUGCCGGGAACCCACUCUCCAGUUCGAAGCUCCUGCACUGAACUAAGCCCAGCAGUACAAGGAGGCACUCACUGGCUGAAAGACCUCAGCUGACACUCUUAGCUUGUGAACUGGCCCUUCAAAGCAGAGUUUAGCUUAGUGGAACUCCUGGCUCCACACGAGUGGAGACAAGCAUCCGGUGGACCCCAGGUAAGUUGUCAAACAAUUCAGUUUAACUACUUACUGUGGGGGUGGGGGGAGGAGGUGCUACGAAACUCCUGGCCAGUACAGACGGCUGUAGUGGUUAUGGUGCUUGGAGUGCUUAGAAUUGAAUCCACCACAAAAACUUAAACUGGAAUUAUUUAUUUUUCUUUUUAUAUAUGUCACCCUUUAUAAAUUAAUGUAAUAUCGCUGUAAUCACACAGCUGCCUUCUGAAAGAAAGCGUAGCCAAGGCAUUCAUGCAAAUUAACAUACAUUUCCCAUGGUUCCUAUUACAUCUCAGGAAAAGUCCACAAACUCAAUGAACAAAGAGUCCCCAUGAUGGUACUUUCAGAACAGCAAGAAUCAUGGAAAACGUAAGUCAAUUUGCAUGAAUUUCUAAAAAUUAUUGACAUGGUAGCUUCAGUCAGUAGAGACUUGUUUGCUGCUUGUCAAAUAAUAUACAACGAUACUUACUGUGAGAUAGUUCAUCUUAUGUGAAAAUAUGAUAUUUUUGUUUUUAAAUAUUGCUUUUUUUUCUGGCUUGUUUUGCAUUUUUUGCUGCAAAUGUCAUAUAAAAAAAAAAAUAUCAUAUAAAAAAGUUAAAUCUCCACAAAGAAAGGCACACACUGGGCUUUUUGAAGAAACGUAUUUGUCUUUAUUCAUAACUCACGGGUUACAGCAAAUCGACGUUUCAGUCAAUCAUAGGACUUUCAUCAGAUCCUGAUGAAAGUCCUAUGAUGGACUGAAACAUCGAUUUGAUGUAAUCCGUGAGUUAUGAAUAAAGACAAAUAAUUUUCUCCAAAUUUAUGUUUUGGCUGAACGAGCACCGUGGCACUUAUACUACAAAUGUGAGUGCAGGAUCAUGGAAUAUAUAUAUAUAAAAAGUUAUGUAUAAUUUAAUAUUUUAAACAAAACCAACACCCUGGCAUUCAAACACCAACAGUCCACACCAAUGCUCAUCUGCAAUUAAAGGCCAACACUACACAGAAAUAUACUGCACACACACAUACAAGCUCCAUACAAAAGCAUGUUUACAUUCAAAUGCCAAAACACUGUUCACAAAUACAACACUGCAAGGAUGGGCAAAUGGUGGAGCCACAGCUUGCAAAAGAUCGUGGGAGUUGUACGACAAUUGAUGAUCCAUCUUUGGAACCCCAAAAAUGUAUUGCGCCUGCUGUGGUAUUGCUAUGGAGCUGUGUCAUACACUCAUAAUUUGUACACAUUAUGUGAGCUUAAUACUGUGGAGAUAUGUGAUCCACUCAUAAAUAGUCUACAUUGCUGGGAGUUUUAAAGUCUCCGACACACUAAUACACACUGCACAUCAGUGUGAGUACGCCUUUAAAUAAAUAGACCAUUUUGUUGUGUGUCUUGUAUAAGAUUAAUUUUUUCCUUUUAACGGAAUAUUAAUGUUUGCAGACACAGAUCCUGGCUCUGUAAUGUACAGAAUUUCUAUGUGAAUGCUAAUGUGUUUGGUUAUUUAGUUCCAAUAAAACAUUAUGAAUCCCUUAUCUACCAUUAUGGCUCAAAUUGUGCAUGGAUGAAAGCCUUAAAUCAUUAAUGUUCUCUAAUUAAGAAUACAUGCCAGAUGAAUAGUUUUAAUAUUCUGUCUCCAGAAUCUCUGCUCUUAAUGUUUGGAAGGCUUUCCCUAAUGCCUCGUUUACAGUAUCCUAGCUGAAACGCUGAGAUCUCCUCUGUGUCUCCACAGGAGAGCGCCGCCUGGUCGAUGUCGUUUCCAUCCUACGCCGGUAAAAGUGAAAAGUGAGACUACCAAGUUUGUCCCAAAAGAAAGUAAGUUUUGAGAAUGUAGUAAAAUGAAAGGUGAAAAUUAGCCAAAUUUGACUCUAUUGACAGUAGGUUGAACCAUAUUUGAUGGAAAACUGCAAGUUCCAAAAUGUGUUUCCAGCCUUAAAGUGGCAUCCCUCACCAGUGCCAAUAAGUAUUUUAUAAAAAUAGAAUCUUGAUAAAAUACUCAUAUUGGCCGUAUGGAAUUUCAUUGAAAUUCACACCCAAGCACAAAAUAUACUGAGACAAAGUAAAGACUACCUUGUCUCAGUACUUUACCUUCGUCUGACAGAAGGAUGAGUUACUUUUGUCAAGAUUGUCAUUUCCCUAAGCCGUCACCAGUGAUGGUUGUAGGGGAAAAAAAUGGUCUUGCGGGAUCCUCCAUAGACCUUAUGUGAGACAGUACAGAACUGAUGUUGGUUCCUGGCAUCUGAGCCAGGCUUUUUCAAGCCCUCAGCCAUCAAACUCGUUGUCUAUGGAGGCUCCUGCAGUCUUGAGGGUUCCUCCAUAGACAUCAGUAUUUAACUCUUUCGCAUAUGCAAAAGUGCUGCACUGACUUGGGCUCCUGGCAGAUGAUCCCAUGUAAGAAGAUGCCAGUGGCCACUAGGGAUAGGUUUAGGUAUGUAAACUCCCCAUGGCCACUGCAAUGCAAAGUAACCAUCAAGGGUCCUCACAAAUUAUGCAAAGUCCCGGAGUACCAACAGUUCCUGUUUUAUUCUGGUCCUGAAAGUCAUUAUAUAAUUUAUUAUAUAUUACAGUAUAUUAUUUUCUUUAACCUCUUACCACCCAGAAUACAUUUUAAUGUUUUAUGACUUCUUGAAGCUGCAAAAGAGUUUAAUAUUUCCUCUGGUUCACUUUAAAAUAUUAUUUCAGUGGUAAUAAUCUAAUUUAACCAAUUUUAGCUUGAUAAUGUUUGUGUAUAUAUUUUAGAUUGGGUUGUACUGUGUUAUUAGGCUGUAAAUAAUAAUAAUAAUUGGUGCCGCCCAAGAGUAGUGUGGGUUUGCACGUGCAAGACUUAAUUUUGUGUUUUUGUAUUUGCUUUUGCCAUACACAGCCAUGUUACAGUGCUACCACACCACAUAUGUUUUCAAAUUAAGGGUAAAUGUGUGGGGGUUCAUAAGAACACUCCUUUCUGUUUCAUAAGAGCUUUUGCCUUUUGACUAAAAGCCCCAACGUAAAUUGUUAGUGUAGGUUUGCCUUUAACAUGGCAGAUAAGCUUACACUUUAAUGGCCAUUAGAGUUAAGCCAAAACUUCGGCUUAUUUACAUGUGCUUAGAAAUUUAAGAUAGUGUGUACAGGUAAUUAUAACAACAACUUGUUUAUUUAGCAUGUGCCUGUGAUUUUAUAAUUUAUGCAUUUUUUGUAGACAUGUAUUCAUUAUCUUACUGUUGUUUAAAUAUAAACUCUGUGUGUUGAUGAAGUAUGUAACAGUAUUGAUUUCUUAAUUUAUAGAACUAAUAAUAAAAACAGCAACUACAAAACGCCCCAAAGUGAAACCUACUGUCAAAACAUCUGGUAAAACGCGAACAACUGCACAACCUCCAGCAAGCUCUACGCCUGACUGGGUGGUGGAGCUUUUGAAGAUACUGAGGUCACCCGACAACUCCAAGGCACAUCUACCCACAACUGCCCGCCCAACCACAAAAAAACCUCCAAGGCCAAAGAAAGGUGGAAAGAGCGGUGAGAAGAGAGGCCAGAAGAGGAAAGACAAAACGAGUGGACAGCAUUCAAGACAAAACUCGUCUGAAGUUCGUAAUGGAGCAGUGAGGUUGGCCAACAACCAAAACAAGCAAGACCGUGGCAGGGUCGAGAUCUUCAUCAAUGGAGAAUGGGGUACAGUGUGUGAUGAUUUAUGGAACUCCAGAGCUGCAGCUGUGGUUUGUCGGCAACUGGGAUUCCCAUAUGUUGUGAAAGCCAGCAAACAAGCAGAGUUUGGAGAAGGACAAUCUCUUCCCAUACAUCUAGAUGAUCUUGAAUGUACAGGGAAGGAGAAGACUCUCCUGGACUGUAAACACAAAGGGGUUGGAAAACACAACUGCACUCACAAAGAAGAUGCUGGUGUUAUAUGUAGUCAUAAAGAAAAUUGAUGGCUUUCAAAUAGAAUGCUUGUAAUUUUUUGGGUAAUGAUGUUCACCUGUAAUCGCAUUGUCUCACUCUGUUCAUCAACAUGUCUGCAUCAUGGAAAAUGUAGACUAAAAGCAUUCACACUCACUCUUUGGUCUAAGGGACUAUGUUAUUGAGCAGCGAUCUACAUCUAUGGUAAUUAACGAUAUAAACACAGUUGUGUUAUUUUUCUCCAAUUUGGUUUUUCAUUUCUCCAGGUCAAUUUGUAACAUGCAGAUUUUAGUACGUACAUUGAGGCUGUAAUAACAUUUAAGGAAUUUAUAAUAACUUUUAAUGCAAUGUAAAUAUCAGUCAAGAAAUGUGUGAAUUUACCUUAAAAUUAUAUUUUUUUUCUGUACUUUUCAUUUGGAUAAAAUUCUCACUGUUUUCAGAUGAUGGACAAACAAAAAAAUGCCAGACACCGUUUAUGGCCUGGGUUUUACACUGUGACUGACAAGUAAACUGAUGGGUUUUAUUUACAAACCAGAAUGUGUGUGAAUUGACAAGGGUAUUGAUUGCAAAUUCUAGACCAAAACAACCUAACUGGAAAAAAGUGGAGUCUGAGCAUAAAGCCUUAAUUUGUUUUGAAAUUAAAUAAUAGAGCUUUUAAUUGGUUUUACGGCAUAGCACACCAAAGGCACCACAUUUUUUUUUGUAAUCUGUAACUUUUUACAAAAAAUUAAAUAUAUGAUUAUUAAUAUAUUUGAGCAGUCACUUUUUAAAAAUGUUUUUGAAAUUGCUGUAUAAAAAUGCUCUACGAUUAAUAAUGCAAACAGAACUGUACCAAGUGAUAGCAUAUAAGAAAAUAAACUAUAUAAAUAACUAACUGAUGUAGAUCCAAUAGAAAUUGUCAAAUAGAAAAGUGUAUAACAUUACCAGUUUGUUAUUCGUGACUGUUGAGUUUGGGAUGGAAUUUCCAAUGAGUUGCGUGUUAACUCUUGUACACAUUGAAGAGCAGAAGUGGAUCAUAGGUCUUUCAAACAAGUUCUUCUGGUCAUAUGUGGAAUUGGAAGAAAGGAUUGUCGUAAAGCCGCUCUUGCAAUCAAGGGCAUUGAUAGGUAACAGAAAGACCUGGGCCAUGAGCCCAAAGCAAAACUUGAUAUAAUAAGAGUGUUGGAUAUGUCAUUAGAAAUUCCUGCUUCUUUAUUUUAUAUCCCUUCCCCUCUACCCAGCCAUGAACAGUGUGAUGCUUAUGCUAUUUAUGAGCUCAAUGAAAGCAUAUACUGCACAACUGGGUAUUUAAUGUGACUCCCCCCGCACCCCACUGUGCUCCCUAACUAAUAUAGGGGUGUGCAGAAAAUUAGUGUUCUCCAGCUACCAACCCCUCCUCACCCUGUUGGUAACAGCUUCCUGAUGUAAAAAGAAAAUGUCAGUAUUAUCUUGCCUCUACACUACUCGUAGAGACGACAGCUAAAGAGUCCCACAUCCACGGCUUCAGCCCUAAAGUCACUCCACUAGCAGCACCUAUGUUUGCAAUCAUCAUGUUAUGUCACAAGACAACAGCAUGUUUAAAAGUUUAACAGCAGAUUUCAAAAUGCAGGAGAAGACUGGGCACUAGGACCAUGCAUGGAGCUCUCUAACAGCGCUCUGCGCAUGGUCUGCUGGAGGAUGCAAGUUGUCAGUCAGCCGGGCCACCCUCUUUAGAAAUGGACAUGCCCAUUUGGCAGGCUGGACCUCUGCUCUCUCGGUUGUGUGAAGUUGGGUCCCUACGGUCAGCACAAAGAAAAAAUUCACUGAGUUUUCUUAGUGCUAUGUUUAUGAUAUUUUGUGCCCUAAAAUUUAAAAUUUGUGCUGCUUUUAGUAUUAUAAUAGCAAUUGUUUUUUUAAGUUGUUCCCAAUUUAAAUAAUGGUCACCCAGUCACCUACAGUAGCCAAGAAAUAUAAAAAAAUACGGGUUGGUUGGUUAGUGCUGCAUUUUUGCUAGUUUCUGGUUUGUGCAACUUAUAUUUCCAUUCUAUCUUAUUUAGUUUUUGAGUUAUUAACGAUUUAAUAAGGUCACCAAAAAUCACCCAGCACUCCUAAGACUACCCCAAAACAUGAAACUGGGCUGGUUGGUUAGUGCUGCAUUUGUGCUGAUAAAAUCUUUAUUUGUGCUGCUUUGUUAUUUUUUUUUAGUUAUAACAGUUUGCUUUUCAGGGAAAAUUACGUAACCUGCCAUCCAAUUGUAAAGUUAAAAUGUGUUUUUAAAAUGUGAAUAAAAAUAUACCAUUAGUGUGUUGCAAAAAAUGAAUAUUUUUGCCUGUUUGGUUUUGGAGAUAUUGCUCAUUAUACAUGAUCAAACUCCACCUACUUUGCACCGAACAUUAUUACAUUUUAAAAUCAAAUAUACCAUGUAUUUGUGCUGAUUUGUGCAGCAAAAAUGAACAUUUG